CCUGUGGUUAAUCUUUGUGUUUAGUUCAGUUUGGAAGCUAUCACGUCAAGAAUGGCAGCUCUUUCAUCUGGCUUCAACGUUUUGCUCUUCUUCGCUAUAAUAAUUUUUACGAAACUAGUUGAUGCAGCAGUCAAAGAAACUGUGAUACCUGAAAUAAGCAAUGGAAGAAUCGAAGCAACACACGGUGGAAAAGUGAUCAACUUUUUUUGGACUGGGUGUAACAGCCCAGACUGCGAGACAACUUUAGUGGCUACAUUCGAAGGUGGACAAUACACAGGUAGCACUGUCGGCCAUGCCCUUCAAAGAUACCAUCCAUACUUGACGCCAGACAAUAAAUCUCAUGUGGAAUGUUUCUAUGAUGCGUCACUAGAUCCAGAUGAUGGUAGUAAGAGUACUCCCUGUAAAUACCAGGGAUCAAAAAUGAAGAGGAAAAUUAGGUAUAUCAAGACCUUUAAAAUCAUAUCUGUGACCAUCAGUAUAUGUAUCAACCAAACAUGCAGUGGAAUAAAAGAAUAUAAAUUUGUAAACCCAGCUAGGAAUCCUUGCUACUUCAACAAUCCUUGUAUGAACAAUGCCAAGUGUAAUCCAGGUGUUCAUAAAUACGACUGCACUUGUACUCCUAAAUGGGCUGGCAAAAACUGCACAAUGCAGAUGCCACCCGGCUUUAACUACACAGCCGGCAAGUGCCUGGACUACGAUGCUAAGAUAAAAGUGAUAUUCGUCAGUUCUGCAAAGGAAUGCGGUAGCCUGUGUGCUGCUAUGAAUGACACAAGCAAAACUCUGUGCAAAUCGUUUGAGUUAAAAAGUCUUCCAACGAAUGACCAGAAAAAUUGCACACUUCGUGACUCUAACAGCCUCACGCAUCGCUUGGUCACGUGUGAUAGUGAUUACUUCGAAGCAACGGCUUUUAGCAGCCGCCCCAUGCCAUCAACUGCGACCAAUUCAGCACAAAUCCCCUACCUCCUGCUACUCAUCUCUGUUGCUUGGUUACUUUGACGUAAACAAAAGGAAAGUAAAAUCGUCGUACAGUAGUCAGUAAAUAGGACUUUUCAAGCAAACAGUCACGUGCUGAUAUAUAACUUUGAUAACGAAUCACUCAGCUCAAGGUGUCGCUCAAGGUCCUUUGGGGAAUGCUCUACUGGAUGGCAAACAAACUUUAAACUACUUCGUAUCUUGAAAUCGAAAGGAAAAAAAGGAUUUUAGAAAAGACAUUAGCAAUCCAGCAAAAAAAUCUUUAAAUAAAGGAAGUUCAAUUUUUUUUGCCAUCUAGUAACAAUCGCGUGUCAAUCUAUUGCAAAAGGUCUAUAGACCGUUUUCUCAAGGUUACGUUCGCAUCCAACUUGACGGGCCACAAAACUGAAAAACGCAAAUUCGUCAGUCAAAUUGAGAAGACAGUUUUAUAUUUAAAAACGAGAAUAAUUGAUUUUAUGAAUUCUUAUCGAAAAAAAUUUCUUAGCAAUGCAUGAUUAUACUCCUGUUCUGGUAUCGUGGCCCGUCAAGUUCCUUAAAUUUGAAUGCGCACGCAACCUUGAGAAAACACUCUUUUGCUGCCUACGUCGUGAGAGAUGUAAUGGACUGAUAUAGUCAAGAUAGUCCUAAAAAAUUAUUCAUAAAGUUGUUUUUUUUUAAUUUUUAAGCAUAACAUUUAAUAAGAUAUAGCCUAGCAGACAAUAUGUAAAUAACGUUUUUAAUGUGUACAUUGUCCAUGCUUCCAGUGGCCUAUUACUACAAUUGCAUGCACAGGCGGGAGUCAUUACCUUGGGCGUAGUGUUUUGCCAUUUGAGACCACAUGUCAUUCCCUAGAGUAUCAUUACUUUAUUUAACAGUCAGUUUCGCAUGAGAUCUAUUGUUUUGUUUUCUUACCCCUCUCCCCAGUUCCCCCUACUUAGGGCUCGGUCAAACGAUACACACGAGUCCUGAAGCUGGAUGGGGUAGCGCGCGCAUUUUGGCACGAAAAACUCCCGCUAAAUCAAUUCAGGUUUAUCGAUAAACAUAUACACGCAGUGCACAACUUUAAUUUUCUAUGACACUAAGUUAAUUCGGGCUUUCUCCUAUUCCCCCUGCACCGUCCCAAUGUAAUCGAAUCCCGUGCAUAUCGUUUUAUUGGCCUGGAUGACGUAGAGCCUUGAGUGCACUUGACAUAAUAAAUGUAUUAAAUUUGAGAAAAUAUCAUGAUAAUAAAAUUAUAAGGAAUUUUUA
This is a messenger RNA of Actinia tenebrosa (Australian red waratah sea anemone), 2199 nucleotides long. RefSeq lists its product as uncharacterized. The record is from RefSeq and is a predicted model, not a curated record. Lineage: Eukaryota; Metazoa; Cnidaria; Anthozoa; Actiniaria; Actiniidae.